Molecule: messenger RNA, 3525 nt
Organism: Saccharomyces eubayanus
Lineage: Eukaryota; Fungi; Ascomycota; Saccharomycetes; Saccharomycetales; Saccharomycetaceae
Gene: BMS1
Product: GTPase BMS1
Exons: 1
Coding region: 1-3525 (1174 amino acids)
Biological process (GO): endonucleolytic cleavage of tricistronic rRNA transcript (SSU-rRNA, 5.8S rRNA, LSU-rRNA); maturation of SSU-rRNA from tricistronic rRNA transcript (SSU-rRNA, 5.8S rRNA, LSU-rRNA); ribosome biogenesis
Cellular component (GO): 90S preribosome; nucleus
Molecular function (GO): ATP binding; ATP hydrolysis activity; GTP binding
Source: RefSeq, a predicted model, not a curated record
AUGGAGCAGUCUAAUAAACAGCAUCGUAAAGCGAAAGAGAAGAACACAGCCAAGAAGAAGCUGCAUACACAGGGCCAUAAUGCAAAGGCAUUUGCCGUUGCAGCUCCAGGUAAGAUGGCAAGAACUAUGCUAAGAUCAAGCGAUGUUAAUGAAAGGAAACUGCAUGUUCCCAUGAUUGAUCGUACCCCAGAUGACGAUCCGCCUCCUUUUAUUGUUGCUGUCGUAGGUCCACCAGGAACAGGUAAGACCACUUUAAUCAAGUCCUUAGUGAGGAGAAUGACAAAAAGUACUUUAAAUGAUAUUCAGGGCCCCAUUACUGUCGUUUCGGGUAAACAUAGAAGGCUAACAUUCUUGGAAUGUCCUGCAGAUGACUUGAAUGCGAUGAUCGAUAUUGCCAAAAUCGCAGAUUUGGUUCUGUUGUUAAUCGAUGGUAAUUUCGGUUUUGAAAUGGAGACAAUGGAAUUUCUAAAUAUUGCUCAACACCAUGGUAUGCCAAGGGUUCUCGGUGUAGCUACUCAUCUUGAUCUGUUCAAAUCCCAAUCUACUUUAAGAGCUUCUAAAAAAAGAUUAAAACAUAGAUUUUGGACAGAAGUUUACCAAGGUGCAAAGUUGUUUUAUUUAUCCGGUGUCAUGAACGGAAGAUAUCCUGAUAGAGAAAUUUUAAACCUUUCCAGAUUUAUCUCUGUUAUGAAGUUUAGACCAUUGAAAUGGAGAAAUGAACAUCCUUAUAUGUUAGCUGAUAGGUUCACAGACUUAACACAUCCAGAGUUAUUAGAGACCCAAGGACAGCAAAUUGAUCGUAAGGUCGCCCUUUAUGGUUAUUUGCAUGGUACUCCUUUGCCAUCUGCGCCAGGUACCAGAGUACAUAUUGCUGGUGUUGGUGAUUUUUCAGUCGCACAGGUAGAAAAGUUACCAGAUCCAUGUCCAACACCUUUUUAUCAGCAAAAAUUAGACGAUUUUGAACGUGAAAAGAUGAAAGAAGAAGCAAAGGCUAACGGAGAAGUCACCACGGGUUCCACAACAAGAAGACGUAAAAGAUUGGAUGAUAAAGACAAGUUGAUAUAUGCACCAAUGUCUGAUGUCGGAGGUGUGUUAAUGGAUAAGGACGCUGUGUAUAUUGAUAUUGGGAAAAAGAAUGAAGAACCAAGUUUUGUCCCAGGUCAAGAAAGAGGUGAGGGUGAAAAAUUAAUGACAGGUCUACAAGGUGUCGAGCAAAGCAUUGCAGAAAAAUUCGAUGGUGUCGGUUUACAACUGUUCAGCAAUGGUACUGAACUUCAUGAAGUCAAUGAAGAUGAAGACCUAGACGUUGAGGAUGAAGAAAUCAGUGAAGAGGAUGAAAGAAAAAGCAAGGGAAGAACUACUUUGAGACAACCAAAGAUUUAUGGUAAGUCAGUUCAGGACGAAGAUGCAGACAUCGAUAAUUUACCAAGUGAUGAAGAAAACUACGCAAAUGAUGAUGACGUAGAAGGUUCUGCACCAAGAAUGGUCGAAAUUGAUUUUAAUGACGCUGAUAAACAAGACUCGGAAAAACUAGCCUUGGAAACCGACUCAGAAUUUGAAGAGAGUGAAGAUGAAUCCUCUUGGGAAAGAAAUGCAGCAAACAAGCUGAAAAGGACAGAAAGUAAAAAUAGAACUUGGAAUAUCGGCAAGUUGAUAUACAUGGAUAACAUUUCACCUGAAGAAUGUAUAAGAAGAUGGAGAGGCGAGGAAGAUAAUGGCGAAUACGAAAGUGACAUUGAAGAGAAUGUUGACGAUGAAUUUUUCAAAAAAACAGAUGGAACUGUUACGAAAGAAAUUAUUAAAGAAGACUCGAUUGAUUUGGAAAAGUUCGCUCCCUACUUUGAUACUUUCGAAAGGCUUGCUAAGAAAUGGGACAAUGUUGAUUCCAUAAAAGCUCGAUUCCUCGGUGCUGGGAUAAUGGGCAACGAGAAGGCAAAGAAAACUUCUGAUGGAAACGACGAAGAAGCAUAUGGUGACUUUGAAGAUUUAGAAGACGAAAACGGUUCUGAAAGUGCAGAAGAAAAUGGUAGCGAAGAAAAUGAAGAGGAAGACGGAGAUGACAAUUCAUUUACCAACUUCGAUGCUGAAGAAAAAAAGGAUUUGACUAUGGAACAAGAAAGAGAACUAAACGCCACGAAGAAAGAAAAAUUACGUGCACAGUUUGAAAUGGAGGAAGGUGAAAAUUUCAAAGAAGAUGACGAAAAUAAUGAAUACGACACAUGGUACGAAUUACAAAAGGCCAAGAUCUCCAAACAGUUAGAGAUUAAUAAUAUGGAAUACCAAGAAAUGACCCCGGAACAACGUCAAAAAAUUGAGGGUUUCAAAGCUGGCUCUUAUGUGCGUAUAGUCUUCGAAAAAGUCCCAAUGGAGUUUAUUACAAAUUUCAAUCCAAAGUUUCCCGUUGUUAUGGGUGGUUUGCUACCAACUGAACUAAAAUUCGGUAUUAUCAAAGCUAGAUUGAGAAGACACCGUUGGCAUAAAAAGAUUUUGAAGACCAACGAUCCAUUGGUCUUGUCUUUGGGUUGGAGAAGAUUCCAAACCUUACCAGUUUACACGACGAGUGAUUCUAGAACAAGAACGAGAAUGUUGAAAUAUACGCCAGAACAUACGUAUUGUAAUGCUGCUUUCUACGGUCCUUUGUGUUCUCCAAACACGCCAUUCUGUGGUGUCCAAAUAGUCGCCAACAGUGAUACUAGAGGCGGUUUCAGAAUCGCAGCAACAGGUGUUGUUGAAGAAAUAGACGUGAACGUUGAAAUUGUAAAAAAACUGAAAUUAGUAGGGUUUCCUUACAAAGUUUUCAAAAACACAGCUUUUAUCAAGGAAAUGUUCUCAAGUGCAAUGGAAGUCGCUAGAUUUGAAGGUGCACAAAUUAAAACUGUCUCAGGUAUCCGCGGUGAGAUCAAGAGAGCUUUGUCAAAACCCGAAGGCCACUUUAGAGCCUCCUUUGAAGAUAAAAUUUUGAUGAGUGAUAUUGUGAUAUUAAGAUCUUGGUACCCUGUUCAUGUUAAGCGAUUCUAUAACCCAGUUACUUCUCUGUUAUUGAAGGAGAAAACUGAAUGGAAAGGUGUACGAUUAACCGGUCAAAUUAGAGCCGCUAUGAGUUUGGAAACACCAUCUAAUCCAGAUAGUGCAUACCAAAAGAUCCAACGUGUUGAGAGACACUUCAACGGUCUAAAGGUUCCAAGGGCUGUUCAAAAGGACUUACCAUUUAAAUCCCAAAUCCACCAAAUGAAACCCCAAAAGAAGAAGACUUAUAUGGCCAAAAGAGCUGUCGUUUUGGGUGGUGAUGAAAAGAAGGCAAGAUCGUUUAUGCAAAAGGUGUUGACGAUCUCAAGAGCCAAGGAUAGCAAGAAAAAGGAACAAAAGGCUGAUCAACGUAAAGAAAGACUAAAAAAAUUGGCCAAGAUGGAAGAAGAAAAGGCACAAAAGGACAAAGAAAAGAAGAAAGAAUAUUUUGCCAAGAAUGGUAAAAGAACAACCAUGGAUGGUGACGACGAGUCUCGUCCACGCAAGAUGAGAAGAUAA